Messenger RNA from Hymenoscyphus albidus, 638 nucleotides. The record is from the annotation of a GenBank genome assembly. NCBI's taxonomy places the organism in Eukaryota, Fungi, Ascomycota, Leotiomycetes, Helotiales, Helotiaceae.
AUGCCCAAAGUACCAACCUCUCCCUCGCCUAAAAACUCGCCCGUCUACACACAACCCCCGCCCCAACACCACCAGGCCACAGCACCCCCCAAUUCGGCUUCCCCACCCCAACAUGCUGCGGCAACACCCAACAAAACAACACCUUCCAAGCCACCUGGUCCGACUUCUACGCCCACAACCGCCUCCUCCACAUCCUCACCUCAAUCGAGAAAAACCACGGUCCAGACCCGGACCUACGAACCCUCGUCCAAAAAACCGCUACGACGGUAGUUCCCCGUCUCCUACGCAACGGCCAUCUCAAAUCCGCGAAAGACGGAGGCGAUAUCUUCCCCGUGGUUGUGCAUGGGGAUCUCUGGUCUGGGAAUAGGGGGAGGGGAUGUAUUAAUGGGGGAGCUUUUGAGGAGGUGGUUUUUGAUCCGAGUUGUUGUUGGGGACAUUCGGAGUUUGAAUUUGGGAUUAUGAGGAUGUUUGGCGGGUUUGGGGGGGUGUUUGAGAGGGAGUAUUUUGAGGAGAGGGAGAGGUUGGGGAUGGGGGGGAGGGAUGAACCGGUGGGGGAGUGGGGGGAUAGGGUGUGGUUGUAUGAGUUGUACGUCUACCCCCUUUUUCUUAUUUUUCUUCUUUUCUUCUUCUUUGUUUGA